Molecule: messenger RNA, 807 nt
Organism: Rotaria sp. Silwood2
Lineage: Eukaryota; Metazoa; Rotifera; Eurotatoria; Philodinida; Philodinidae
Source: the annotation of a GenBank genome assembly
AUGUCAACGACAAAUAGUGAUUUAAAUGGUGAUGAAUGUUACCAAGAAAAUAACAAUGUUAAAAAAAAUAGCAAAGUUAAUAUUGAAUAUCUCAAUUUACUUCUGCCUCAUCUGAAACAUUAUAAUUCUGCUUGUGCUUUAUGUAUUCGAUCACGUUAUUUUGGGAAAAAUACUUCUAGACCAAAUUCUCUUCUUGUACGAUGUAUUCUACAAUGUAGUGGUAGUAUUUGUAAAUUCAAAUGUACGGUGCAUGUCCUGAAUAAUGGUGAUUGUUUUCUUAUUGCAAUAAAUCGAAAUAUAUUUCAUCUUGUUGGUGAGCGACUUAGUCGUCAUAUUCGUGGUUCUCAACGUCAGGCAUUAAUUGAAAAGUUCAAAUCAGGUGCUUCUGUUUAUCGAUUACAUGCUCAAUAUGAUAAAGAGCGAACUAAAAAUGAAAGAAAAGGUUUUAAUUACGAUCGUACAGGCAAAUCAAAGAUUUUCAAAAAGAUUAAAGCUGAAGCAGUAGCUGCAUCUUUACUUUCACCAGAUAUUACAUUAGGUAUUUUACGACUUCAUGAUCAAUUAGUUGAUGAAAUUAAUAGUGAUGGCAUCGUCAAAGGUGCAAUUCAAGUGGUGCAACUUAGACCAUUUUGUAUUGUAGCUUUUACCGAAGCUUCUAUACGUUUAUAUGAUGCAAUUGUCAGCCAUCCUGAAACAGUAUUAUCAUGGGAUGCUACGGGAGGCAUCAUCAAAAAUGUAGCAUCAACAUUAGGGGUGCACAAGUUCAGCUUUAGUUCUGAGCGAAGGAGCUGUUCGACACGCUCAUAA